AGCCGCCGGACGCGACUUCCUCAUGUCUGAAGAUCGACCAGCAGGCACAACAAACAGCACCGUAACUUCCUUUACCCUGACGAUGCCCUAGCAGCUUGUCGCAUGCUAUUCUGGAGGUGUUUGCGACUCAUCUGCGACUGUACGAAGUGCUCGAAAGCGUCCAAUCCACCUUCAGCCCUCGUUUUCUGCGAGUAAACAAUCCGCCAAACAAACACACGGAAAUAUCCACACGGCGCAUAGCGAUCUCCAUUCUCCCACAACCCUCUCGGUUCCCUCCUCCCGCUCCACGACGAGGACACAUGCUUCGCCAUGUUUUCGUGGAUUACUGGCCCGCGCAUCACGAACGUGAUAGAAGAUCUCCAGCCCGAAAACAACUACGAGUCCACCUUCAUCGAGCCUCCCGAGACGCCCGCUCAUCAGUUCGCCGUCAAAGCUUUCAAGCACGCCAUAUUUGGAACGCCUGCACCCGAAGAAGCGAAAGAUGCCUCGAAGAAGAGCGAGAGGAAGGCGAGGAUAGAUGCAGCAAAUGCAAAAGCAUUUAAUCUCCCCGCGGCGAAAGAGAGUGGGCCGCCCAUCUCUCCAUCGAAACAGCCAGGCGGCAUCCUCAUGACGCCAGGUACCGCAAGCAAGGGAAGGAAGCAGGUGUCGUUCGGGUCGCACGUGGUAGACAAUGAAGGCAAGCGCGGCAAUAUUGGCAAGACCGGCAUACCCAGUGACUGCCCCGGAAAGUUCCCGAGUCCUUGGACACCUGGCACACAACUGAAGCUUGACCCGGAAAGUGACAAACGACCGCGCACCCGCCUCACCGAAGCCCUCCUCGACGCGCGGACAACCACACAGCCGAAGUCGGGACAGAAACCGAAGGCGAGAGACGACAGCGACACCACAAUAGACUUGGGUGCCCCGCGUUCCGAGUCUGGUAAAUACUGGAAGGAGCAAUAUGAGAGCUACGCGGAAAAGAGCGAGAAGGAGAUGAAGAAGGUCAUUGCCAAGCAGCAGCUGGCGAAGAAGUUCGCUAUGAAGAAGGACGGCGAAGCCACAGAACUAUCCACCAAGCUCGAGCAGGAACGCAAGCGAUACAGGCAACGGGAGCGAGACCUGGAACAACAGAACAAAGAUCUCCAGGAAAGGCUACGUCAAGCGAUGGCUGAGAGCAUGUCUUCGAAUAUCGAGAUCGCAGCGCUGAAAGCCCGAAUCACAGUCCUGGAAGCGUCAGGCUCGAUACCUUCCUCUGAACUUCAACAGAACAAAGCUCCAUUCGAGAUAUACGAAGAUGCGAAUAAGGAUAACCCACGAUCGCCAACGCGUGGCUUAGAUAUGGACCCUGAAGUGUCAUUCGCUCCUAAUAACAGCAUGGCUUCGUCUACCAAGGAGAACUCGUCGCCCAAGCCCCGCCUUCACCGCCGUGGUACGAUUCCUGACACUUUGAACCGACCAGUGCUCCCGUCUAGACUUGGAACAGCAGAAGGUGAAGCAUCUAUCAUCCUAGGCCGAUCGCCUCAUGCACCGGCACGCCCCUUUGAGAUCACUCUGGAGAAGGCGCUUGCACAGCCUCAGCACGAGCAACCGCAGCGAUCGCCACUGAAGAUCCGCAGGCCAGUCGCAGCUGACGAGAAUUAUGCGCCAAAGUCACCCGCCGCGAUCCCACCGUCUAGUCCGUUACCUGUACCAUCUCCGGGUCUUGAUCCCUGGAUGGAGAUUAACAACAGUUCGAUAGCGCAAAUGGACAAAAUGGCUCUACCGGUCUCUACCGGUCAGCCAUACUCACGGCCUGAGUGGAACCCACCACCAAAGCAACAUCGAGUAUCGAAAUCCAUAUCGCACGUAAAGUCGACAGAGACAACCAAGUCAAACGAGAAGGUUACAAUUCCCGAGCAUAAGGUUGAACCUACACGACGCAGGGAACGUGCUACCGAGAAGGCGACACACGUCUCAGAGCUCGAGGCAACCUCUGUCCCAUCGAAGAAAGACGAAAGGCAAAAGGUAGACGAAUCCAAAGCCAACGCAUCAUCCCAUCAUGCUCCUACCGACAACAAGUUUGACCUCUCGAAAAUCACAGCACACCAUGCAGAAGGUUCUGCGCAAGUGAAGCAUGACCGGAGCCAGAUGUUACCUGUUGACCGCAAAGAGCAAGCAAGAAGAAGACUUGAAGAAAGAAAGAGGUUGAGGAAGAACGGUACUACUAUUGUUGGUUCUUAAUCGUUCACUGGCGUUUUGGAUAGGGGUGUGUUGUGUUUUCGUCUGGGUGAUCAACACGUUCAAGGCAUAUGUUAUCGGAGUAUGGUGUUGUCCUGAGCAUUGGAUUCUGGUUUAUCGCACGAUACCUUCACAUGCUUCAUCCUUUAGAGCAUUCAGUUGAAUAUUCAAACA
Messenger RNA from Alternaria rosae, 2370 nucleotides. Its product is annotated as spindle pole body formation-associated protein-domain-containing protein. Lineage: Eukaryota; Fungi; Ascomycota; Dothideomycetes; Pleosporales; Pleosporaceae. The transcript is spliced from 2 exons. The record is from RefSeq and is a predicted model, not a curated record. The coding region runs from base 310 to 2199 and encodes 629 amino acids.